Siniperca chuatsi (mandarin fish) is the source of this 3862-nucleotide messenger RNA. RefSeq lists its product as uncharacterized. The transcript is spliced from 5 exons. Gene Ontology annotation, cellular component: membrane. The record is from RefSeq and is a predicted model, not a curated record. Gene Ontology annotation, biological process: regulation of cell differentiation. The coding region runs from base 1203 to 2312 and encodes 369 amino acids. NCBI's taxonomy places the organism in Eukaryota, Metazoa, Chordata, Actinopteri, Centrarchiformes, Sinipercidae.
UUUUUGUGUCAAUGAUUACAAUAUGCAUGUGUAAGACUCCUCUUGACUCUUCAGGGACUCAGCCCCACAUUUUCAUAUCAUUGUGUGAGUCUGAACAGUGCAAAGGGGCAUUGUAGCUGGAAUUCUGACAUACACAUUAGUGGUGGUCAUCAUUGAUCUAAAAGCAAAAUAACUGAAUAAAAAUACCAAUUCUUACCAAUAAAAUACCAAUAAAAACUGCAGUUCAAAAACUUAGUCCCAUAUGAACAUGAAUGUUUCUUUUUACUCUAAUGCAGAAAAUCAUUUUUUUGAUUUAAUUAGAUGGGUUGACUUAGCAAAUGUUUCAGAAUCAUAGAACCCCAGAUGAGCACAUAUUACGUUAGGAUGGGUCACUUGUUUAAUGAGAUUUUGUCCCUUGAACCCACAAUUUGGAGGAUUUUUAUUUAAAAGUAUAUACACUGCACAUGAAGGUUUAUGAGUGAGGAGAGGAAAUGUAAUUUUGAAUUGCUCCUCCUUGUUUAUUUUAUAGUAAUGUAUGUAUUUUUGUUAGCCUUUUGCCUCUGUUGACUUAAUUCUAUUAGUCAUCUCCUGCUGAAUCCAAUGUACUGCACUUAAUUUCCCCAUGGGAUAAAUAAACUGUGUCUCUCUUUCUCUUUCAGGCUGCCACCAACUUACAACCCAUUUAUCUGUGAAUAUAGGACCUGUUUGAUUGUGGUGUGAUAGUGUCUCUCCUAUAUCCAUCCUGUUACAUAAUGUUAUUCUAACUGAGAAAAGCAUGCACAAGCCAACACAAUGAGUGCAGUUUAAUCCAGCUUGGAUAUAUGACAUUGAAAAACAGUUCAUAUCUUGGAGGUUGUUGCUUGAAGGGGGGCCUGUAUCCUAGGUCUGGGCAGAUUAAAAUCUUGGUUGGGCCUAUUCACAGCACUGCAACAACAGGCUUCCAGCUGUGUAAGAAUAAUAAUCCCUCUGUUUUAAUCUUCUUGAGCGAGAGGUGAUCCAAGCCCUGGUUCGGACGGCAUCCAAGGGCACAGACAUACACUGGGAAACAGGUUUGAUGACAGUUUAAUGAUAAGCUAUAAUGAAUCGCCCAUAUGUUGUGUACAGGACUGCAAACAGAGGCUUAAAGCUGUGUUCCUGAGAGAGGAGCAGUAUGCGAAAGCCCAACAUGACAUCUGGGGAUGGCCGCAAUGCAAAUCAAAGGAUCUUCCUGGUGGGAUUAAUCCAUGGCUGUUAUGAUUAUUUGGGCCUUAAACUCAUAUGAUGUUUAUGUGUGCAGAAGCAGGGACGGCUCCAAUUCCACUCACAACAGCACGGGUUUAAGGAAGGAAGGCCUAAAUAGUGGGGAUUAUUCUCUCUCUCUCUCUUUUUCUCUCUCUCUCUCUCCCUUACCCUAUUUUUCGGCAUCAAAUGUUCUGCCUCUCAUUUCAGCCCUUGUUGCUGUGAUGACCACAGGCAUGAGUACACCAGGCGUUCAUCGAGGCUUCCUCAGGAAAUAUGGGGGCUUCAUGUUCAAGCAGUGGAAGGAGAGGUACCUUGUGCUGACCAUGGAGGGAAACCUGUUGGUGUGCCGCAAUGCAGAGUCCCCUCCAGACCAGGUGGUAGCACUACAAAUCAACUGUGAGUCGAUUGUAGAGGGACGAGAAAUCCUUGACCUGCCCAAGUUGCCUCCAGGGGGCCGGAGGGACUGCUGCUUCGCCCUCAUCCUGCCGCAGAACAAGUUCCUGCUGCUUCUCACUGACAACCCUGAUGACUGCAAUGUGUGGCUGAAGUUGAUCCGGAAAGUGAGAGAGAGUGUCAUGUCACCCCUGACCCUUCAGAGACAGCGUAGCAUCACUCCCUGCAUCACUGACAGAGAUCCCCUGCCCGACUCCUCCAGCGAUAAAGACCCCGGGUCACCCAGGGUUGGUGAGGGCACCCCUCCUUUGUCUCGAGUCACUGAACGGGGAGGCUCCCUCAGAGACAGAAGCCAAAACCAAGCCAGUGGACCACGACAGCCUCUGCGCAGUGUUUCUGUGGCCCCCCCUCAUCGUGUGUCAGAUUGUCUUCGCCAUGGCAACAGCAGCGAUGCCCGGGCGGUCAGGGCGGUGUGCCUGCUGAUGGGAGGGGCAGCGGCCUCCUCUGCUCUGGGCUACCUCAACUCCUGCUCCCCUUCCUCUCCCCUUGCCAGCAGAGCCCCAGAGAUCGCCCAAGGCACAGGGGGGUUCUCCGAGCUUCCUGCAGGGGGCUCCUUCCACGCCUGCAGCCAGGACGUCGACUCCCCACACUUCAACAGCUUUGACUUUGAAGGAGACUCCGACUUUGAUGCAUUUGACUGUGGAGGAUUUGCUUUUUAGUUUUUGACGAGACAGAGAAAGAAACUGUCUGAAAGACCUUUUAUUCUUAUCAAAGUCCCUGUGUUGGUAUUCCUUUAUAAUUUAAGGAUAUUGUUAAUAUCCUAACAAUUUAAUCUAAUUUAGAAAUUAAUGAAGGUGUUCUUCCUGGCUUUAUGCCCAUGCUCCUCAGGUAAAUAAUUCUUGAUCUUGACUCCUCUGAACACUGUCUGUCUGUGUUGUAUCAGUCUGUCCAUGCCGCAGGACGACUUGAGGUUAACAGGGUGAGCAGUAUAAUGAUUCCAGACAGCCACACGGACAUUUCUGAGGAAAUGUUGGUCUCAGAACUUUAACAGUUGUGUUUGUCUCAUCACUGUGUUCAUUUUAUACUUUUCUUUUUUAAAUUUGACCUCUGUGAAUAUUUUCUUCUCCCCCACAUUCUCUCUAUUGCAUUGGCACUUUGCUUGAUUUCCUUUUGCUCUGCUUUCAGAAAUCACCCCAUUACCCACCAUGUGCACAUACCAGUAUCUUACAUGAAAUAAAUCCUGCCGUCACCAUGAGCGUGCAUCUUUCUCUCUAGAUCCAUCUGUUGUUUGUCGGACAGCAGGCCAAAGUUUGGAAAGGAAGGAUGAUGGAGCAGAUUUGCACAAGAGGGGGAUAUGCAGAACCUGAAUGGCAGUGUCUGCUUAUCUUAUCUGAGAUUUUGUUGCACAGCAAAAAUAAUCUCUUGGGUUCAUGUACUGGAUGUGUCUUGUGUAUGUGUUUGUGUGUGUGCUCUUAGUUUUUACACCAGAAUGUGUGCUGAGAUCAACAUCCACCUGCUUACAAACCGCUGAGUGAAAGGAAAGCCUAAUGGAACAACCAGCCAUUUCAUGUUUCUGCAAACCACAGAUACAUUGAAUGUCUACGUUUUGAUAGGUAUAAUACGUAUCAUAACAUUUCUACAAUACCUAUCAUAUGGAAAGUGGCGUAGUUCAGAUGACAUCCUCUAUGGCAAACUUCCAUAUGAGGAGGUGGAUGGGAGGUCGGUGGCGUGAUCAGUAGCCAGAUGGCUGGAGUUGCAAAAGCAGCAGAGACUUGCGUUUGAGACCACUGUUAGCUUCCCAUUUCAACCGACAGAACCGGACAUUUGUAGCCUGUUAGCUUCACGUUUCAAGUGCAAAACAGGACAUUUGUAGCUGUUUUUGUUGAAACAAAACUGGGUAUUUUUUAGCGAGGUGUCCGGAUAUUUGUAGUCGUUUUUGUGGCAACAAAACUGGUAUUUUAACCCAGAUCAUGAUCUUUUCCUAAGCCUAACCAAGUGUUUUUUUGUGCCUAAACAUAACCAGACCUUAACCACAGCGUUUGAAACAUAGAGAUUCAACGUUUAAAACAUAGAGAUUCAACAUCCGUGGUUUACAGAAAUGUAAAAUGGCUACAUUUCAUUCUGCCGAUUGGGUUGGAACAACUGCCCAUGCAUUUUUGCUGUCUUCCUUUGCCACGUACAAGAAGGACUCAACUGUCACAGCGAUUGUGAUGCCAUAACUGAGAAAUAGAAGAGAAAAAUAAAAAUAAAUAAAAAAUAAAAAAAUAAA